CCUACAGAAACGGCAGAAAGGCUCAGCGUUUCGUCAGCUGGAUCCACGACGGCUACCCACACUCGUCAUUUAGGGAUCUUUCCGUGCCAGUGUACUCUUUCCCGACGCCCCUCCCCUCAAAGGAGACAGAGCCCUGAAGCAAAGAAAUCUGGAUCACAGAAAAAGUAUUCAGGGGUCAUGCAAGCCAACUGUAGCCAACUGCACAGCCCUUCAGGAGCUGCAGGCAGUGAGGAUGCCUCAGCCUCCCAGUGUGUCCAAACAAGAUUGACAGGAGAAGCUUCCUGUCUUUAUUCUGGAGAUGUUCAUAUUCAGAUAAACUCCAUGCCUAAAGAAUGUGCUGAAAAUCCAAGCUCCAGAAAUGUAAGGUCAGGUGUCCACGGCUGUACCCAUGGAUGUGUACACAGUCGCUUACGGAGUCACUCCCACAAUGAAGCAAGGCAACCUGAUGAUACCGAGAUGGAGUCUGGAGAUCGUGGUAGUAGCUCCUUCUCAGAAUUCCGAUAUCUCUUCAAGUGGUUGCAAAAAGGUCUUCCAUAUAUUUUGAUUCUGGGUGUCAAACUUGUUAUGCAGCAUAUAACAGGAAUUUCUCUUGGAAUUGGGCUGCUUACAACUUUUAUAUAUGCAAACAAAAGCAUUGUAAAUCAGGUUUUUCUAAGAGAAAGGUGCUCAAAGAUUCAGUGUGCUUGGUUACUGGUAUUCUUAGCAGGAUCUUCUGUUCUUUUAUAUUACACCUUUCAUUCUCAGUCACUUUAUUACAGCUUAAUUUUUUUUAAUCCUACUUUGGACUAUUCGAGCUUCUGGGACGUACUUUGGAUCGUUGGAAUUACAGACUUCAUUCUGAAAUUCCUCUUCAUGGGCUUAAAAUGCCUUAUUUUAUUGGUGCCUUCUUUCAUCAUGCCUUUUAAAUGCAAGGGUUAUUGGUAUAUGGUUUUAGAAGAAUUAUGUCAGUAUUACCGAACUUUUGUCCCCAUACCAGUUUGGUUUCGUUACCUUAUAAGCUAUGGGGAGUUUGGUAAUGUAACUGGAUGGAGUCUUGGGAUAUUGCUGGCUUUACUCUACCUCAUACUAAAACUUCUGGACUUUUUUGGACAUCUGAGAACUUUCAGACGGGUUUUAAGAAUAUUUUUUACACGGCCAAGUCACGGAGUGGCUGCCAGCAAGAGACAGUGUUCAGAUGUGGAUGAUAUUUGUUCAAUAUGUCAAGCUGAAUUUCAAAAGCCAAUUCUUCUCACCUGUCAGCAUAUAUUUUGUGAAGAGUGCAUUACCUUAUGGUUUAACAGAGAGAAAACAUGUCCGCUGUGCAGAACUGUGAUUUCAGACCAUAUAAACAAAUGGCAAGACGGAGCCACUUCAUCACACCUUCAAAUAUAUUAAGUUCUAAACGUAAUAUUAAGGCCACAAAACACUAAUUUUAUUUGGUUACAGUGACUAUUGGUAAAGACAUUAGAAUGGAUUUUCAGGGCUGGAAGUUAAGGAAAAUGUUUCCAAAUGGUUUUAGAAUAUUAUAAUAAGGCAAGUGUGUAGUCCAGCUUCUCAAAAGAUUAAAUGAAAGAACCCUAUAUUUAAAAAUAUAUAUAAGUAAUGUUCAACAUAAUGCAUAUGCAACAUUUAUUCUAUCCUAAUUAUCUGACAGAUAAUUGCAGUGUUAAAUUGUAAAUGUGUUUUCUUGUUAAUGUUACCAAAAUGACAACUGGAUAACUAGAACUAGUGGUUUUAGAGGAAUUCAGGUAUUCUUUCCUGACACUGUUUUCGGAAUAAAGAAUAUUUUUCAUAAUAUUUUUAAGAUACGCAUUACCUGAAAGUAGAAUUUUCUUUAAUAUUGACUUUUAUAAUUCCCAUUCUAAAAUUUCUCAUAAAAUUUGUAUUUUUAAAUGAAUGCUCUAAAUGCUAUAUUUUACCUGUACAAUCAGAUUUUUCUAAGGAAGAUUAAUUUACUGAGGAUGAAAUAUUUUAAUAUUGUAUUAUUCUCUGUAGUGUGAUUAGCAGUCAUUGAGAACAGAUGGUUUAAAUUCCUUUUCUUUGUGGACUUCAUACAUACAAUCCUGCCAUCAGCUUUAAUGUUCAUGGUCUUGCUUUUUGGAAAGUGCCACGGACUUUCUUGGAUUAUUAAAAUAAUUCACAUGGAUUACAAACA
Molecule: messenger RNA, 2134 nt
Organism: Aethalodelphis obliquidens (Pacific white-sided dolphin)
Lineage: Eukaryota; Metazoa; Chordata; Mammalia; Artiodactyla; Delphinidae
Gene: RNFT1
Product: ring finger protein, transmembrane 1
Exons: 9
Coding region: 178-1374 (398 amino acids)
Biological process (GO): positive regulation of ERAD pathway
Cellular component (GO): endoplasmic reticulum
Molecular function (GO): ubiquitin protein ligase activity
Source: RefSeq, a predicted model, not a curated record